This is a messenger RNA of Dovyalis caffra, 1167 nucleotides long. The record is from the annotation of a GenBank genome assembly. NCBI's taxonomy places the organism in Eukaryota, Viridiplantae, Streptophyta, Magnoliopsida, Malpighiales, Salicaceae.
AUGGAGUCAGGGCAGGGAACUGUAACAUGCGGCUCAUGGAUCCGGAGACCCGAGAACUUGAAUCUUGUUGUGCUUGGCAAGUCAUUGAAGAAGAGAGAUUCUGCUUCUCCUUCUGUGCUUGAGAUCUUCUCUUUUGACCCACAAACAAAUUCUCUCUCAAACUCUCCUCAGGUAACUUAUGUGUUUGAAGAAACAGAAGGUGAACCAGUGACAAUUGCAGUGCAUCCAAGUGGAGAUGAUUUUGUGUGUUCUACAACUAAAGGUGGAUGCAAAUUGUUUGAGUUGUAUGGUCAAGAAACGAAUUUAAAGGUGUCAGCCAAAGAACUACCUCCUCUCCAAGAUGUUGGUCCACAGACUUGCAUGGCUUUUAGUGUUGAUGGGUCUAAAUUUGCCACUGGUGGGGCGGAUGGGCAACUAAGAAUUUUGGAGUGGCCAAGUUUGCGCAUCAUUUUGGAUGAACCAAAAGCGCACAAAUCUGCCAGGGAUAUGGAUUUUAGCCUGGAUUCAGAAUUCCUAGCUUCAACAUCUACCGAUGGUUCAGCAAGAAUAUGGAAAGCAGAAGAUGGCUCACCUGUGGCUACUUUGACUCGCAACUCAGAUGAAAAGAUUGAAUUAUGCCGAUUCUCCAAGGAUGGGACAAAACCAUUCUUAUUUUGUGCUGUGCAGAAAGGUGAUAAAGCUGUCACUGCAGUUUAUGACAUAAGUACAUGGAAUAAGAUUGGAUACAAGAGGCUACUUAGAAAGCCUGCUGCCAUAAUGUCUAUCAGCUUGGACGGGAAAUAUCUUGCUCUAGGAAGCAAAGAUGGAGAUGUCUGUGUAGCAGAAGUGAAGAAAAUGGAGGUUUCCCACUUGAGUAGGAGGCUGCACCUGGGUACAUGCAUUACCUCUCUGGAGUUCUGUCCCAGUCAAAGGGUUGUGCUUACUACUUCCAGUGAAUGGGGAGCAGUGGUGACUAAAUUGAAUGUUCCUGCGGAUUGGAAAGAGUGGCAGAUUUAUUUGGUUCUCGUAGGACUGUUCCUAGUGUCUGCUGUUGCAUUUUACAUUUUCUUUCAGAAUUCUGAUUCAUUCUGGAAUUUUCCACUUGGAAAAGAUCAUCCUGGAAGACCGAAAUUUGAAAUUUUAGAUCCAAAGUACUCUGAAGAUGCAUUCGGGCCUCUAGAUAUGUGA